This is a messenger RNA of Gadus macrocephalus (Pacific cod), 1314 nucleotides long. It is a transcript of the gene nqo1, whose product is annotated as NAD(P)H dehydrogenase, quinone 1. NCBI's taxonomy places the organism in Eukaryota, Metazoa, Chordata, Actinopteri, Gadiformes, Gadidae. Gene Ontology annotation, molecular function: NAD(P)H dehydrogenase (quinone) activity. Gene Ontology annotation, cellular component: cytosol. The record is from RefSeq and is a predicted model, not a curated record. The transcript is spliced from 6 exons. Bases 147 to 1100 code for a protein of 317 amino acids.
UCUGAGUUGACUGCAUUCGUAGUAGUUCCAAUCAAAUGCUGCUUUCUUGCUGAGAUCAAGACAUGGCAUUGUAUAAGAGCUUGGGUCUGUGGCACUGCAGAGUUCAGAGAACUUUAUGAUAAUGAUCGGAACAGAGGAAGAACCUGAUGUACUGUAACAUCUUUGACAGCUUUGACAAGAGCCAAGGGAUUUGGAAAUACUUAAAAAUGUCUGCGCAAAUGACUCAGAAGAAGACGGUUCUGAUCGUGUACGCUCACCAAAGCCUGGGUUCCUUUAACCAGGCAGCGCAGGAUGUGGCUGUGAAUGUUCUGGAAGAGCAAGGCUACAGUGUCGUGGUGUCCGACCUGUAUGCCAUGAACUUCAGAGCGGCAGCCACUCGAGAAGACAUCCUAGGUGAUCUGAAGAACCCUGACCUCUUCCAGUAUGGAGACGAGACCAUGCAUGCCUGGAUGGAGGGACGCCUCAGUGAGGACAUUGUGGAGGAACAACGCAAAGUUCAAGAGGCCGAGCUUAUCAUCUUCCAGUUUCCCUUGUACUGGUUCAGUGUCCCGGCCAUCAUGAAGGGAUGGAUGGAUAGAGUGCUAGCGCAGGGGUUCGCUUUCUCAAUGGAAAAGAUGUACAACAAUGGCAUAUUCAAGGAUAAGAAAGCAAUGCUCGCUUUUAGCACAGGCGCCAGCAAGACAAUGUUCCAGCCAGAUGGAAUCAACGGAGACAUAAAUGUGACACUGUGGCCCUUACAGAAUGGCACUCUCCACUUCUGUGGAUUUCAGGUUCUGGCUCCGCAGAUAUUUUGGGGCCCCGCCCACUGCCCUGCCCCAGUGCGCACCGCGAUGCUGGACGGAUGGCGCGACAGACUCCGGGGAUUGUCCGCUGAGAGGCCUUUGACUUUUGCCCCCUGUGAGCUGUUUGACCUCAGCUUCCAAGGGGGAUUCAUGCUCCGACCAGACGCCAGAGAGGAGCUCAACUCGCGGCCACACGGCCUCACUACGGGUCACCACCUCGGGAAACCUCUGCCCCCUGACAACCAGACAGACGCUCCACCGCAGAGUGGAGCUGGUGGCCCGUCAGCCUCUAGGCCUACCAACUUCACAUCUAGAUAAUGUGAUAACAUUAAUAAUAGUAAGUCAUAGUAAGCCAUUCAAUCAGCAUUACCCAUAGUGUUUUCCAUAUUUUGUGAAGAUUAUAUAAUGUUUAUUCUGUUUGCAUUCUGUUUGUUCUUGAAAUUGUUUAUUUAGCGAAUGAUUUUCUGAUUAUUUACUUUCUUUAGAAGGCUAGUGGUAAAUUAUCUAUCAAUAAUAAACAUCAUAAUAAUAA